Messenger RNA from Nymphalis io (European peacock), 1534 nucleotides. RefSeq names its product tRNA-uridine aminocarboxypropyltransferase 1. The record is from RefSeq and is a predicted model, not a curated record. The transcript is spliced from 2 exons. Bases 143 to 1066 code for a protein of 307 amino acids. Gene Ontology annotation, biological process: tRNA modification. Lineage: Eukaryota; Metazoa; Arthropoda; Insecta; Lepidoptera; Nymphalidae. Gene Ontology annotation, cellular component: nucleus. Gene Ontology annotation, molecular function: tRNA-uridine aminocarboxypropyltransferase activity.
AGCGGACCUGAUUGGAGUGACUGGCGCUAACCAAACAAAUGUAGUGGUUAUGUUCUCUUUUCUAACUAUGAUAGUCAGUCUCUUAUUACGUAGGAAGUACGUUCUAACAAAUUUAAAAACGUAAAUAUCCAAAUUAAAAAAUAUGAACCCUAAAAGUCUAGAAGCAAGAAAUCGUGAUGAUAAUCCGUUUGCAGGACUAAAAAUAUCGAAUUCAAAUCCGUUAGAUGAUUUAAACAAUCGUAGCCCAUGCACACGUUGUGGCAAAUCCCGAAUGUAUUUCUGCUAUACAUGUUAUGUUCCUGUGUCCUGUUUGGAAGGUCGCAUUCCGAUAUGUACUCUGCCAAUAAAAGUCGAUAUAAUCAAACACAAACGUGAAAUAGACGGAAAAAGCACUGCAGCUCAUGCUGCUGUUUUGGCUCCUGGCAGUGUUAAUGUCUACACUUACCCUGAAAUACCGGAAUAUACUAUUGAUGGGAGAACAGUAUUAUUGUAUCCAGGAACAGAAGCUUGUACUGUAAAAGAAUUGUUUACGGGUAAAUGUAGUUCUCAGACUUACACAGAAAAUGUUUUAGCUCAAUUACCUACAGGAUAUAAUGUUGGUACUUUAAUGACAAAAAUCAUUAAUUGUGAUGAUAGCAAUCAAAUACAGCAUGUAGAAGAAUUACCAAUUGACCGUUUAAUUUUAAUUGAUAGUACAUGGAAUCAGAGUCGAGGUAUAUUUGCAGAUAAAAGGUUACAAAAAAUACCUCAAAUUGUUUUACAAAAUAGAAUAUCUCAAUUUUGGCGCCAUCAAAAGGGAAGCCCUAGAUGGUAUCUUUCAACAAUAGAAGCAUUGCAUCAGUUAUUGUUAGAGUUACAUAUAAAUGCUUGGGGUCGUAGUAAAGAUUAUAAAAAUGACCUUACUAAGCAUUAUCCAAUACACACACAAGAAAAUCACAUAUUAUGCAAACCAUAUGAUGGACAAUAUGACAAUCUUUUAUAUUUUUUCAAAUAUAUGUAUGAAAAAUUACACACUUUGUAUAAACAUGAUGAGUUACUGGCUUACAAAAGGCCCAUGGAAGUAUAGUUAUAAAAUUUUACUAAUUCUUUGAUUUUCAUUACUUUUUUUUGUUUCCUAUCUGUAUAUGUACUGUAUCUUAUCCUAUCUGUAUAUGUACUGUAUUACUGGUGGUAGGGCUUUGUGCAAGCUCGUCUGGGUAGGUACCACCCACUCAUCAGAUAUUCUACCGCAAAACAGCAAUACUUGAUAUGUUGUGUUCCGGUUUGAAGGGUGAGUGAGCCAGUGUAAUUACAGGCACAAGAGACAUAAAAUCUUAGUUCCCAAGGUUGGUGGCGCAUUGGCUAUAAGCGAUGGUUGACAUUUCUUAGAAUGCCAAUGUCUAAGGGCGUUUGGUGACCACUUACCAUCAGGUGGCCCAUAUGCUCGUCCACCUUCCUAUUCUAUAAAAAAAAAAAAAAAAUGUUAUAUUGUCCUAUAUCCUCUUGAAAAAGUUCUGUUCAAACUGUUAUAAUUUUGCAUCCUGAAAAACCAUAA